Saimiri boliviensis boliviensis (Bolivian squirrel monkey) is the source of this 1827-nucleotide messenger RNA. It is a transcript of the gene ATG12, whose product is annotated as autophagy related 12. Gene Ontology annotation, molecular function: Atg8-family ligase activity. Gene Ontology annotation, cellular component: phagophore assembly site membrane; autophagosome membrane; cytoplasm. Gene Ontology annotation, biological process: autophagosome assembly; piecemeal microautophagy of the nucleus; autophagosome maturation. The record is from RefSeq and is a predicted model, not a curated record. NCBI's taxonomy places the organism in Eukaryota, Metazoa, Chordata, Mammalia, Primates, Cebidae.
UUUCUGGGUCCGAGCCAGUUGCCUAAGGGGCGUGUGCUCACUCGACCGAGCACCAGCACGUUGCCCACGCUCCUCUCCCGAGGUCUGUUGUUGCGAAGAAACACGCAUUGCGUUAUUAACGAUGAGAGUCUGCCACAGCUUGGAUUUGAAGGAAUAGCCGGCAAUUCCAGCUUUCACUGUGGAAUUGGGUCCCCCUACUCUGGCGCCUCCUUUGGGUCGCUCCCUGUAGAAAAGCACGCCCAGUGCAUGCGCUCAGUCGCUACGUCCGCUGUCUUGUCUCUCCGAGCAAGAUGGCGGAGGAGCCGCAGUCUGUGUUUCAGCUUCCUCCCUCAAGUGCUGCUGGAGGCGAGGGUCUUACGGAGGUCUCCCCAGAAAUAACCACUCCGGAGCCUCCUUCUUCCGCUGCAGUUUCCCCGGGAAUAGAGGAACCUGCUGGCGACACCAAGAAAAAAAUUGACAUUUUGCUGAAAGCUGUGGGAGAUACUCCUAUUAUGAAAACAAAGAAGUGGGCAGUAGAGCGAACACGAACCAUCCAAGGACUCAUUGACUUCAUCAAAAAGUUUCUUAAACUUGUGGCCUCAGAACAGUUGUUUAUUUAUGUGAAUCAAUCCUUUGCUCCUUCCCCAGACCAAGAAGUUGGAACUCUCUAUGAGUGUUUUGGCAGUGAUGGUAAACUGGUUCUACAUUACUGCAAAUCCCAGGCAUGGGGAUGAACCACAAAGAAAAUCAACUUACUACAUGAGAUGGAUUUUCACAGAAGAGACAGCUCUGAAAAGUUUUGAUGCUUGUGGCAAGAGACUUAACAGAUGUCAUCUAUUCAGCAUGUGUCUACUCUGUGCAUAAGAAAACAUCCAUAGCGUGAAUGGACUCACAAAAAUGUGAUUUGUAUUAAUAUAUAAAUCAUCAUAAAAGAUGGUCGUUAUACCCAUUGCUCCUACCCAUUAGAAUUAUUGCUGGAGAUCUGCCUCUAAGGUUGAAAAGGAGACAAAGGCUGUGUAAAUGUCUUGAUUACCAGUUCUCAAAAUGACUGAAGUUGUUUUCAUGGUAAAAGUUAAUUUACUAAAGAGUUCCUUUUUUUUUUUUUUUUUUUUUUUUUAAAUGUUUACAUUUGUGUCUGUGGUGGUUACUUCUUCAACAGUCACAUUGACCUGCUGGCUGAAUACCUCAGAUAGUCCAGUAGAGGGCAGCCCAGCAGGCAGAAAAGGUUAGGCACUUUGGUUUCACACCUUUGCUGGGGAAUAACGGGAAAUGGCUGUUUUUGCUAAUUUUUAGCUAAUAUCUAGCCAGGAGAGCAAGCAUGUUUGAUAGAUUGAAAGACUAUAAUUUUAGACAAUAUGCAUAGUUCAAUUUUUGGGGGGGAUACAGAAACAUAAAUUCUGGACAAGUAAGUCAUAUACCUAUUUUCAGCCCUAUCAUUUAAGGAUUCUUGAGUCUCAGUGAUGUAACUGUGGUGUUACUCUGUCAUUUAUAGUGUCAAAAGCACUUGAUGAGCGAACUCAGUAACAUCUUUUUGAAUGUUUCAAAAUGCAUUUUCCAACUUGAAAGCUCACAAUAAUUGAAAGGUACCCUUAAUGUGUAUUUUAUGCCGUGACUAAAAGUACCAUUUUUACUGAUGCUAUUAGACUUAUAAUUUUUUGAAGUGGGAUUUAACUUUUUUUUUUUUCCUUCUGUAUUUGUAAUGCCAUUAUUUUUAGAAAGCAUUCCAGAUCAGGCAUGGUGGCUUACAGCUGUAAUCCCAGCACUUUGGAAGGUCAAGCAAGGUGUGGGGAUUCUGUGAGGCUAUGAGUUUGACACCAGCCUGAGUAACAAGACAAGACCCCCAUUUCU